AUGUUGUUCCAGCAGGAAGUUGCAAAGUCCGAAAUACCGAGCACCGUUUUCAACGUGUUUACAAGAUGGCGACCACUACCAGCUGACGACGAACGAGAGACAACACCAGAAAUCAAACGAGAAUACAAGCACGACAACCCCAAUAUAUCAAAAAUAUCAAUCGAAGCUGCAUUUACCCAAACAUUCGAAGCCAGCGACAACAACAAGGCGAUCUUCGACUCCGUAGUCGCACCCACACUGCCACAAGUCCUCGCCGGACAAACCUGCAAUUUCUUCGCUUACGGUCACUCAGGGAGUGGAAAGUCACACACGAUUAUCGAUCACGACUUUGACAACUCGAGCGAGUUUGGGUUGUGUCUGUCAGCGGCUCGUGAACUCAGCGCGACAUUAGAACAGCUUAACGCAGACAACUGCGAUGCUUCCCCCCGACUCGGUAUCGGACUACGCAUGUAUAAAUUACGCAAGAAUACGGCAUUUGACUCAUUCAAUAACCACUGCAAAUGCCAUUUACGAGAGGGUUAUGAUGAACAGACGCAUAUCCGCGGCGAGACUGAAGUACUGGAGGGUGGUGAAGUGAGGGUGCGUCCGAUUGCUACCAAAGCUUCGACUGGCACAUCUACUGUGCAUAACCAGAGCUCCCGCACGCAUGCGGUACUGGAGCUUGAGAUUGUCACAAGAGCAUUGCUCGAUGCUUGCGAGGCAGUCAUCGAGCGACAGUCUGAGUUAGUGCCUGUCGCAAAGCGCGCAAAUGGUAUAUACAUAGAAGAGAACGUGAAAGGCUUCAUGCAAACACCGGAGGGCAAGUUCGUUCCGAAUCCAGACUACCAGAUAGAUCAGACAAACAUUGACGCCGCGGAAGCGAAAAAAAAAAAAAAAAUCGAGUUCGAACUAUCCGUACAAAAAGCAGAGAAUCACGUCAACAAGGUUCUCAAAUCCUAUCUCCAACCAUGCCUCAAAGCUCGACAAAUCAACACUGACCUUCUCACACUUAAAGAAGUCAUCCGAGCGAGGGCAUCAAAUCAAAGCCGCAUUCCUUAUCGGUCAUCGCCUCUAACCAUGGCCCUUCGUGGUCACUUUCUGAGCAGUGAUAGUACCAAUGGCAUUUAUUCAGCAAUGAUGCUCACAGUGUCACUUGCGUCGGCGCAUUUUGCUGCUACUAUGAAUACAUUGAAGUAUGGGAAUCUGGUUGGCGUGGCCGGUGGGAAUGAGAAGGAGACUGUACGGUAG
Molecule: messenger RNA, 1227 nt
Organism: Aspergillus ruber CBS 135680
Lineage: Eukaryota; Fungi; Ascomycota; Eurotiomycetes; Eurotiales; Aspergillaceae
Product: kinesin family protein
Exons: 5
Coding region: 1-1227 (408 amino acids)
Biological process (GO): microtubule-based movement
Cellular component (GO): microtubule; kinesin complex
Molecular function (GO): microtubule motor activity; microtubule binding; ATP binding
Source: RefSeq, a predicted model, not a curated record